Molecule: messenger RNA, 956 nt
Organism: Thrips palmi
Lineage: Eukaryota; Metazoa; Arthropoda; Insecta; Thysanoptera; Thripidae
Product: zinc finger protein 3 homolog
Exons: 4
Coding region: 1-891 (296 amino acids)
Source: RefSeq, a predicted model, not a curated record
AUGGGUUACAGAUUGAAAACCGAGAGCAUCGACUUGCCGACGGAGUAUGCUGACUGCGACUUGGGUUCCGGACAGCCGCCAUCCCCGUGCGUGCGUGACGGGGAGGAAAGCAUCCCUGACUCGAAGGUCCCUGCAGGAUUAAAAGCCGAGAGCAUCGACUUGCCGACGGAGUUCUCAGACAGUGACUCGGGUUCCGGACAGUCGCCGUGCGUGCCUGACGGCGAGGAAAGCAUCCCUGACUCGACGGCCGGUGCAGGCGUCGGCGCGGAGCAGGCCCAGCAGCUGCUCGUCGGCGAGGCCUUCUCCCUCGCAGUGCCGGCUGGCGACGCGGUCCAGGACGAGCAGGCCUCGAGCAAGGAGACGGGCAGGAAGGCGCGCCGCGGAUUAAACUGUGGGGAGUGCGGCCAGCGUUUCCGGACUGAGAGCGGAUCGCGGGACCACCUUGCAAGUCACACUGAGGGCGGACCUCACUCGUGCGGGGUGUGUGGCAAGGAGUUUCCCUGGAAGAGUGAUCUUGUGGAGCACUCGAGGGUCCACACUGAGGAGAAGCCUUUCAAGUGUGAUGUGUGCGGAAAGGCAUUUUCUAAUUCAUCUCAUUUAGUGAAACACAAGAGGAUCCACACCGGGGACAAGCCUUACAAGUGUGACGUCUGCGGGAAGGCAAUUUGUGAUUCAUCUGAUUUAGUGAAACACAAAAGGACCCACACUGGGGAGAAGCCUUACAAGUGUGACGUGUGUGGAAAAACAUUCGCUGAGUCAGGUCACUUAGUGAGACACAAAAGGAUCCACACCGGGGAGAAGCCUUUCAAGUGCGAGGUGUGCGGGAAAAGCUUUUCAGUUUCAUCGUAUUUAGCAAGGCACAAGAGGAUUCACGCUGGGCAGAAGCCGUAGGAAUGUGUUGUGUGAGGAAAGACCUUUUCUCCUUCAAAUAUCGCGAAGUCUCUCGAGGAGACCUA